Messenger RNA from Rubroshorea leprosula, 732 nucleotides. Lineage: Eukaryota; Viridiplantae; Streptophyta; Magnoliopsida; Malvales; Dipterocarpaceae. The record is from the annotation of a GenBank genome assembly.
UCCUCUUUGCUCAUGAGCUUCUCCACAAGGGAAGAUUUGGGUACACUUGUGUUCGCCAGUACUGAUCUGCUGUUCCAUUUCUCCGAUCCGAUUUCGCCACUCUGAAUCUCCGUCUGCUAGGGUUUUCCCUCUGAGAGCCGAUGAGACGUUUUGCUCUGCCUGCUCUGCUUCUUUUUCUAACUUUGGCGUUGCUGCAGGACCUCUGCUUCGCCCAAGUCAACGGCACGUUCUUACGCGAGACCUUCAACGAGACGUUUGAGGGGCGAAGCGUCGUCUUUGAGAAAGAGGACUACCGAGGACAUUCAAAAGAUUCUGAAAAACUCUUCAAAGAACUGUGGGCAACUUUGGAGGAGAACCUUGAAAGUGAAAUGAUUCGAACAGUGGGACCAGAGGGUUUCACUGCUGCAAAUUCAAGUAGCUUGAGAGGUAUGGUGAAUUCACCAAAAUCCUGGGGCUACAACUUUGCUGCCGUAAUUUUUGAGGGCUAACUCUUUUGGUUUGAAUGUGACAGCAAUGGGAAAUCAUAUUUGAGCGAGUGAGGGGGUUAAAGAGAAAAGAGAGGAAGAACUUGAUAGAGCCCAUCGGGGCAAGAGGCCUGCAACUGCUUACGCUACUCCAAGUCAUCCCCAAUUGAUGGGCUUAUGAACCAUGGUCAGUCAGUGGCUGCACUAGCUACUCAAGGACCUCUGUUGUCAACCGACAAAGGUACACAAAUACAAAUGAGGGGGGCUA